Pectinophora gossypiella (pink bollworm) is the source of this 580-nucleotide messenger RNA. RefSeq lists its product as uncharacterized. The record is from RefSeq and is a predicted model, not a curated record. Lineage: Eukaryota; Metazoa; Arthropoda; Insecta; Lepidoptera; Gelechiidae. Bases 80 to 553 code for a protein of 157 amino acids. The transcript is spliced from 4 exons.
GUAGGUAUUUUUGAUUACGAUAAGUAUACAAAGGAAGCGGGAUAUCAGUUAGUUGUGAUAUUGGUUUUGCUAAAGGACAAUGCGUCUAAAACUUGUUUAUAUUUUGCUUUGUGCUGUUUUUGGAAAGUCAGUUGGGCUGUUACGAUGCUACUCUUGCACAUUCUCGUCAGUGGAUUCUGAUCAGUCAUGUCUUACAAUUACGGACAACACGCGCUCGGUGGACUGCCCUUUCGAGUACUGUACCAUCUUCCGUCAGGAGUACAUUGAUCCAUCAGGAGUAGUCGCCAGUUUCAAUCGGGGCUGUGACGAUCAGCCGGACUAUCUAAACCACGACAUCGUCGACGCAAACUUCCGAACGUAUUAUCGAGCUUGCACUAAUGACCUGUGUAAUAUAGGUAACGGUAUUGAGUCGGUGGUGGGAGGAGCUCUUCAACCUAAUCCACAAUUCGAAGGGGACAAUUUAUUAGUACCAGGUACAGCUGGAGGUGCAAAUGCUGUACAUACAACUCUAGUUGCUUUACUUUUUGUAUUAGUAAUGCAUUACAUUGUUUAAUUGAAUAAAAUUAAGUAUAAAACUAAA